UUAGUCGGAAUUGGCUACGAUGAAGGAUCAAUUGUGAUUUCACUUGGCCGCGAAGAGCCCGUCAUGUCUAUGGAUGCUUCCGGCAAAGUCGUAUGCGCCAGGCACGCAGAACUUGUACAGGCAAACUUGCGCUCCUUAUCUUCAGGUGAUGCAAUCUCUGGUGGCCAGGAUAUUACUGUUGGCAAUAUAACAGAUGAGAUCAAGGACGGAGAACGCUUGAUUGUCACUUUCAAGCAAAUGGGCACCUGCGAACUUUAUCCUCAGACUAUCUCGCACAAUGCUAACGGCUCCUUUGUAGUAGUUUGUGGUGAUGGCGAGUACAUCGUCUACACAGCGGUUGCCCUACGCAACAAAACCUUUGGUCAAGCGCAGGAAUUCGUCUGGUCCUCCACCGACGCUAGUGUCUAUGCCAUUCGCGAGAGCAAUACGAUCAUUCGGGUAAGGGGCAAGGAUCCUUGCUGGUUUAUGCCUAUUGUCUUCAAGGCUUUUAAAAAAGUGCGUACUUUCAAACUAGACUUUGGUGCUGAGCAGAUAUUCGGAGGUCACCUAUUAGGUGUGCGCUCCUCUGGCGGAUUGGCCUUGCACGACUGGGAGUCAGGAAAUUUGAUACGGCGAAUUGAGGCUUCGCCGAAUGCCAUCUACUGGAAUGAGGGUGGUCGCCUUUUGGCCAUCUGUACCAAGGAGGUAUUCUACAUUUUGCGCUACAAUGCUGAUAUAGUGGCCGAAGCUGAGGCAGACGGAAGUCUAUUCAAGAAUCCGGAAGGUUUGGAGACUGCCUUUGAGGUUACGAAAAAUGGCGAAGUAGCAGAAUCUGUGAUCACAGGCUGCUGGUACGGCGACGUAUUUAUAUUCACAAGCCAAGCAAACAGGCUACGCUACUAUGUAGGUGGAGAGCUGGUGACAAUAGCUCACUUGGAUCGGCCCAUGUACUUGCUUGGCUACCUGGCGCGUGCCAACCGCGCCUACUUGGCUGAUCGCGAACUCAAUCUGAUCAGUUAUGGCCUUCAAUCCACUGUGCUCGAGUACGAAACAGCUGUAAUGCGAGGUGACUUCGUUUGUGCUGACAACCUCCUUCCUAACAUCCCG
This is a messenger RNA of Protopolystoma xenopodis, 1086 nucleotides long. The record is from the annotation of a GenBank genome assembly. NCBI's taxonomy places the organism in Eukaryota, Metazoa, Platyhelminthes, Monogenea, Polystomatidea, Polystomatidae.